CACAGAGCUGUCGCGUUUGGAAAAAGAAGAAAUUUGGCUGCAUGUUAUAAGUGUGUGCCUCUAACAUGCUUAACAAGAAAGCUGUUGUUUCCUGAAUUAAGCCCUAUGGCAUGAUCAAGUGUUUAUGGAAGACCUGAUUGUGUGGAUCCUGAACUGUUAUACUGGAAAUCUACCUGGAUAUCAUUAUUAGGAUAAUGUGCAAAGCUCACAGAAACCAGGAUGAUGCCAUGACAUAACAUUUAUGGAAGCCUUUCUAUAAGGCACUAAUCCUGUAGUGCCAUGUCACACUUAGUGCCCUCCUCUUAAGGCAGCACUAUGAUCCGUCUCCUGCCAGACAGUGUGUCCAGUCAUCUGAGGUCUGAAGUGGCCAUCACCAGUGUAACCCAGUGUGUUGAAGAGCUGGUUUUGAACUCGCUGGAUGCUGGAGCCAACUGUGUGGCUGUUCGUGUAGACAUGCCUUGCUUCAAGAUCCAGGUGGUGGACAAUGGCUCAGGAAUACGCAGUGGUCAGCUGGAUGUCAUAGCAACAAGGCAUUACACAAGUAAGUGCAAAGGACUGAUGGACUUGGACAACCUGGAGUAUUUUGGUUUUCGUGGGGAAGCUUUAGCCAGUAUCUGUGAGAUGUCUGCUAUUUUGGACAUCAGUACAAGAGUGAAACAGUCUUCAAAGACCUAUUGCAAAUUAUUUCACAAUGGGAAGGCUCAUCCAUCAGGUGAAGCCAAACUACAGAGGCCAUCGGCAGGAACAACAGUCACUGUCCAUGGCCUCUUCAAUAAACGACCAGUCAGAAAGAGAAUGACCAAUCAGAUUCUGGAGUUAGAACUCAUUAAACAAAGACUGGAAGCCAUCGCUCUGAUGAACCCUGGAGUGUCCAUGUCACUAAGGAAUGAUGAAACUGGGAACAAGAUUCUCCAGACUAAUAAGUGCAAUUCCACUCUGGGAAUAUUCAAGCAGUUGUAUGGUGCAGUUAAAGCUGCUAAUUUGUCAGAAGUCAACUGUUCCAAAGACAAGUUCAGGGUAUCAGGGUAUAUAAGUAGUGAAGGUCAUUUCAACAAAAACUUACAGUUUGUCUAUAUCAACACAAGACUUGUUUUGAAGACGGAAAUUCACAAAUUUUUAAAUAAAACAUUGAAGAAAUUUUAUUCCUCAAGAAAAAAAGAUGUUAUUGCAACAACACCAGUCACAUCGGAGACUUCUCUGUUGUCAUCUAGUCCAACAAAGCAUUCAGAUAAACACGGGAUAUUUGUGGUGAAUAUAUCAUGCCGAUUCAAUGAAUACGACAUAACAUUUGAUCCAGCCAAAACCUUGGUAGAAUUCAAAGAUUGGGAGACAGUUUUAUCAACAGUGAGAGAAUUUGUAGAGGAGUUUCAGCAGCAAUUCAGUGUUAAUGUCGGUCCAGUCGGUACCACACUAGAUGCAGAAGCAUCCAGCAAUUGCACACAGUUUAACAUUGAUAAUACCAGUCAUACAGUAGAGCCAGACUCUCCAAAGCACCUGCAAAUGUCUACAAUCGAUACCGAAAACAGUCUUCGCUCAGAGGUUAUCAAAAGUAGUCAGAGAGAUGCUACAGUUACAGUUUCAUCCUCCCCGCAUGAAGUUAUGACUGAGAAGGCCAAAGAAGAUAGUGAUUUGGAGAUAAAAGAAAAUAACAAAGAUAAUUUCCAGGCUUUCCCAGACCUUACUAAGACAUGUGUCAGUCCUGUUAAUUCCACAUUCAGUUCUGAUACAUCAUCCACAUUAACAUGUACCUCAGGAUCAGUGAAGGUCAGUGCUGAUGAAGAGGAUCCCUUGUGUGCUCCUCAUAAUCCCAGUGGGAUUACUCUUCAUUCCAAAUCCCCCGAUCUUGCUGGAGAAGCGGAUGAUUCUGGAAUUGAUCCAGGAAUGACGGCAGAUACUACCACAGGCUAUUUGGAUUCAAGUGUAUGUCCACAAUCAGUUCGCCUCCGAAAGCCAACUGUUAAAACUUUUCAAUCAAUAUUCAAGCAACGAAAAUCUAGUAAUCUGUCAUCCUUACGAGCGAAACAGAGCAAAGGAAUACAAGGUGAGAGAAAUCCAUCAGCAGUGACUUGCAAGCUGAAAGAGUUGAGGGAAUCCUUAGGCAAACCAUCUGGUGACCAACAGAAAUGUAACAUUUAUCAGGUGUGUCCAAAAAGUUCCAUAUUGAGUUCAUUAAAAAAGUUGAGAGAAACAGUAGAGCAGUUGCAAAGUAAGGGUAAAACAGAUAAAGUUGUAAGUUGUGAGACUGUUACCAGUACAUGUAUGCCUCAGAGUAGUGCAUCAAUGAAGGAAGCUGACAUACACAACAGAAGCACAUCAAACACCUUGGCUGGCAAGAAAAGGUCUGGCCUGGGAAAAGAGACCACAUCCUCCAAACUUGCAAGGUUAGCUGGGAUAGGAAGUCGGGAGGUGGAUGGCAGCCUGCAAAAACACAGCAGUGCGUCGAAAGUUUCAUUGACAAGUGAAAGUUCAGGUAAGCUGUGUGAUGUGUCAUUGGAUUCUGGAAGUGCGAGAAACCCGGACUUGCAUCCUGUAUUGACUUGUUCAGCCUCUAAACAGGGUUGCCAGUCAUCUGCACCAGUGAAUCCGAGCACUGAGCCAGUGAUUCACUCAGGAACUGGGCGCAGUGGAGAAUUCAUUCAAAACAGCAUUUUUCCUGUAAUUUCUAGGCAUAAAAGUGGAACAGCCAAAGUCAACCAAUUUAUGACUACUGAGUCCUUAAUUACAACAGUGUCUGCGUUGUCCAAGAAUAGCUCUAGCAGGAGUGAGGUGUCAUGUGAACAGGCAAAGUGUAAAGUUAAGAUUGAAGAGGAUUUUGCAUUUAAUAAGCAUCACCCUCUGGAAACAACUGCAAGUUGCAAGUUGGAUAAUUCCUCACAAUUGGAUUAUCUUGAUCCUCACAACAACUUUUCAAUGUCAGAAACAAUAAAAGUACAGCAUUUUGAAGGAGGAACAAAAACGACUCCUGGAAGACACAAUGUGAUGAAAGUAUGUAGUCUGGAAUCAUCUGAGAGGUCAGUGAUGAAUGGGAAUUCUGUCACAUGUGAUGAAAAGAUUCAGAAAGAAUUUUGUUCUCAAGAUGGAAAAAUAAGGCUGAGUCAGGAGAGUUAUAACAUGGUUGAUUCUAAAGAUGUGUUCAAGUCUUACCAAUGUGACUCAAAACGGUCUUUGCUGACUUCUAUUGACAACAUUUCUUCCCUUGAUGCAGGGUCUGAAUAUAGUGGACCAGGACGAAAUCAUGACAAAAAGGUAUGGAAGCCUGAACCUAGUACAGAUGUGGAAAUGUCUCAGGGAUUUGAUUUCAGGACUAUGAAACCGAUAGUUAACUCACCAGGAAAUUUGCAGAAAGAUGACAGUAGUUUGUUUGAGACUGUUGAUGUAUCAUCUGCACCAGGUAGUGAUGCGAAGACAUUUUUCUCGCCUGAUAUUGUGACCAGUGUCAAUGAGCGUGACAGUGAUUUGAUGCCUCCAGACAAAGAUCUCAUUGACUUAUUGAUUACUCCUUCGCCUUCAUGUCACACACCUGUUUGCCAUGUAAGCCCAUGCCCAAACCAGCCUGGCCUCUUGGUCCAUUCGCCUGGAAAGUCAAAUCAGUGUUCAUUAGAGACUGGUAUAUGUUCUCACCUCCCGACAUCUGAAACCAAACUUUACAGUGAGAAUGGGAAUAGUUUUACAACAAUCUCACCAGUCCUGAGUGAUAAAAUUAACAACUGUUCUUCAGAUAAUGUAAUGAGUAUUGGAUUAGUGGAGACUUGUAUACAAACAGAAGUUCCAGAGGGUAUGACCAGGGUAACUGCUCAAACAGAAGUUCCAGAGGAUAUGGCCAGGGUAACUGCUCAAACAGAAGUUCCAGAGGAUAUGGCCAGAGUAACUGCUGAAACAGUUGAAAAUAAAUCUUCAGAUGUAAGUUUGAAAUUGGAAUUGCCUUCAGCAGAUUGUAUCAGAGACACCAUUGUGCUGACCCAGGAUAAAAGCGAUGAUAACUGUGUUGAUAGCUGCCUUCUUAAUCAGAACAGUGGAGACGCUUUAAAUACCCAGGUUGACAAAAAGACUGGAUAUCAAGAACAUCAGAAAAUAAUCACGCCUUUGAAUCAAAGGGAAGUUGAGUAUCUGCUGACUAAUAUGACUGAGGAUUCUGAUGGUUGUGAUUCAAAGACUGAUGAGUUUUUAAUCAGAAAUCAUCCUAUGUCUGGAAAGAAAAUAGUUAUCCAUCCUCUCACUGGGCACUCUCUGGAUGAAGCUGGCUGGGAAUUGUGGCUUAAACAGAACAAUAACACUGAACAUAAAGGUGAUCAAGAGCUCUUGCCGAAGAAGAAGCUUCUUUCACAUGAUUUGGCAUACUCUUUGAGCAAACCAUCUACAAGCAAUGCAGAAACUGAUGAGCUAUCCACCAAUGUGGACAAAACAUCAGGGGAGAUCAUGGGUGAUCACAAGGUGGAUGAACUGUGGGCUGAUCAUGUAACUAAUCAGUGUGAAGAGGAUUCUAUAAAGUGGAGAAACCCAUCUUCAAAAGCACUUGGUGAUGAAUCAAAAAGCCUGGCUGACCUAUUUGAGGAAUGGGACAACCCUGUGUUUUCUGUUCCUGAACAGGAUAUCACGACUGCAGAGAUGCCAGACAAACAGAAAGGUGCAGGGAAAGUACAGGGCAGUGUACAUCAGUGUCGCUUUACCAAGAAUAUGCUAUGUCAAGUACAGGUGAUGGGUCAAGUCGAUGAUAAAUUUAUAGCCUGUUUGAUGAGAACCAAAGAGAAGAAUCUGUCAGCAGAUGGUAAUCUCUUGGUGCUGGUGGAUCAACAUGCUGCUCAUGAGAGGGUGCGUCUUGAACAACUCACCAAGGAUUCUUAUGUGACAAAUUCAGAUGGAAAUAGAGUGAUAAAAAGCUCUGCCAUUAUUCCACCGCUAGAACUGAGGCUCACAGAGGAACUAGUGAGGGUGAUGACAGCUUAUCAGGCCAAGUUUGAACAGCUUGGUGUUAUGUUCAGCACAUCUGACAAGAGAGACACUGUAUUCUUAAAGUCAGCACCAUCUUGUUUCAUUGAGAGAGAAGCCAGUGAAAUCAAACGCGGUAGAACCUCUGUUGUCAUGGAGAUGAUUGAGGGAUUCAUUGUGGAGCAAGUAGAGUUGUUGAAGUCCACGAAUGGUGCCCUGGCUACACUUCCUGGCUGUGUCCAUAAGUUGCUGUGUUCACAAGCCUGUCAUGGUGCUAUCAAGUUUGGUGACAGCCUAACCUUGGAGGAGUGUGAAGAUUUGCUCAAGUCCCUCUCUCUCUGUGAUCUGCCCUUCCAGUGUGCUCAUGGGCGACCAUCUGUCAUGCCUUUGCUAAAUUUUGAUCAUUUCAAAGCUAAAUUUCCUCAAAAGUGUGCAGGCAAGCCUCAGCUGUGGAGGCUGCGACCGAGGAUAGAGGAGAGUAUUGUUGAAGAGUCGCUAGAUCAGAAGACAGAGAGCAUGAUGGAUGUGGACAUGGGUUAAGAAUGACAUUUAU
Liolophura sinensis is the source of this 5479-nucleotide messenger RNA. RefSeq lists its product as uncharacterized. Gene Ontology annotation, biological process: mismatch repair. The coding region runs from base 316 to 5466 and encodes 1716 amino acids. Lineage: Eukaryota; Metazoa; Mollusca; Polyplacophora; Chitonida; Chitonidae. Gene Ontology annotation, cellular component: mismatch repair complex. The transcript is spliced from 15 exons. Gene Ontology annotation, molecular function: mismatched DNA binding; ATP-dependent DNA damage sensor activity; ATP binding. The record is from RefSeq and is a predicted model, not a curated record.